AGUUUAGCUAGUACGGAAUGUUCACCUUCAGUUUAGUAUUGUAUAUUACUAUCAUGUAAUAACCGUUUCUUAUUAAUACAUAACGUUGGUGAUCGUAUGUAGAUACGUUUUCAGUUUUAUACGUUUAAUGGGACUGAAAAGUAUCGUACAAUGCCGCUUAUCAGACAGCAUGUGGGUUUAUCUAGCCGGUAAAAUGUCAGUUGACCGUGUCUUAAAUUAAGUAGUAUUUAUAUAUAGUAGAACAUAUCGCGAAGACAAGUUUACACGUUUAUCGUGCUUUCUAGAAGAACAUUACACAUCUGUGGCUUUUCGAUACGGUCGUCGUCAUGUUAGGACACAUAGCAAGAAGACUUGGUCACCUCCACGGCCAUCAAAUGUAUAAUGGAUUGAAAGGACUCAAUCAUAACCAGCUUCUUUCUAGAGAGACGCACAGGCACCUGCAGUCCUCAUUCCAAACCACCUCUCCUAUCUCGAUGAUGUCGCUGUGGCCGUUCUCAGCAUCGUCCCGUGACUACAGUCAGCCAAACUCAUCGUGGAGUCCAGAGAUGCGGAGAAUUUAUGACCAUUAUAAUUCACUGUGUGAGGAAGAGACUGGAAAUGGCGAUAAAAACAGAGGAACUUGGUGGAAGUUACCGAGCUACAACCGCUCUAUUAAACAUGCCACAGGCGGUGCACACCUCAGCAAACUGGUCCAGGCCAAAGCUCGACUUUUCACGAGAAGUUUUAAAGAGCACGGUGCAGGAUUUGAAUACGUGAAGUUUCUUAAUAAGGAGGAGAAGACCUGUGUCUGUGUGUUUCAGGCAGGACAUUUACUGGAGGGGGCACCUGGUUAUGUACACGGAGGAGCAAUAGCCACUAUGAUUGACACAGUGAUGGGUACACUUGCUGGCUACCUGUCAGGACCUGUCAUGACGGCCUACCUAAAUACGGACUAUCGCAGUCCAAUUUCUCUGGGCAGCGUGGUUUUAAUCCAGAGUGCUCUGGAUAGAAUAGAGGGCAGAAAAACUUUUCUAACUUGCAAAGUGACCAGCAGCGAUGGAUCCAAACUUCACACUGAAGCCACAGCUCUGUUUGUGUCGAUAAAUGUGGGUCAUUUAUUUGGAGCACGAAGCUAAAAGCAGCCCUGAAUGCACCACAGGGUUGUGUGCGUAGCUGUAUACGCACGCGCAGGUGUGUGCAGUGACCAUCUGAUUUAGCUGAUAACUUAUCUCCGCUCUGUGAAUGAGGUCUCCAGAAAUGCAGACAUCUAACAGAUAAAAAGAGCACCUGCUCAUCUAUUCACUAUAACUGGCUGCCUCAUUUUAGAUGAUUAAAUUAUAUUAAUCCUGUACUUUUUUUUUAUAUUACAAAAAUAUAUAGUUUUUAAUGACCAUGAGGUAUUGAACAAUGUUUUUUGUAGUAUUAACUCAUUACGUUAAAAUACCUCAGUUAUGUUGCAAAUUGUGUGCUUUUAAAUUACUUUAUUGUUGUGAUAUGGAUGUGACAUAGUACUAACAUAUUUAUAACUUCCUGAAUUCUUUUACAUAAAAGCAUCACAUUUA
This is a messenger RNA of Misgurnus anguillicaudatus (oriental weatherfish), 1541 nucleotides long. RefSeq names its product thioesterase superfamily member 4 (gene them4). The record is from RefSeq and is a predicted model, not a curated record. NCBI's taxonomy places the organism in Eukaryota, Metazoa, Chordata, Actinopteri, Cypriniformes, Cobitidae.